Messenger RNA from Meira miltonrushii, 2925 nucleotides. RefSeq lists its product as uncharacterized. The record is from RefSeq and is a predicted model, not a curated record. The coding region runs from base 1 to 2925 and encodes 974 amino acids. NCBI's taxonomy places the organism in Eukaryota, Fungi, Basidiomycota, Exobasidiomycetes, Exobasidiales, Brachybasidiaceae. The transcript has a single exon.
AUGUACACAUCUAAUGGCCAACAACGGCCAAUGGCUCCUUAUACAUCUCAAUCAUCCGGAAGACCAAAUACCAACGCAAUGCAGAAUACCGGAUCAUCAGUCUAUGGUACCGGCUUUCGUAGAAAUGUUGGCUAUCAACCCAUCGUUGCAAGUACGCCUUCGAAUAAUAGCAAUAUUGGUUCGUCUUCUAUUAGCGAGAACAUCGUUCAAGACCAUACCCCAAGAGCACCUUUCUAUCCUACUUUUGGAACGUCUUUUGGGAACAGCAACCCUACUGGCUCGAACAACAAUAACGUGGCCAAUAAUUCCAUCAAUUCGCAAAACCAUCAGCAAAGGCAACAACAGAAUACCCAGCACCAUGUUCAGCAGCAACAACAGCAGCAGCAGCAGCACGAUCAUCCAUCUAUGGGAUUCGGAACGCCCAUCACAUCCAAAGGCAUGUUCAUGAAUCAAUAUCCAGUCCAAAAUACCGGAGAACCUUCAAGGAUGCAAAAUAUGCCAGCAUCUGUGGCAGAUCAUGGAGAUCAAGCGUAUGGCAUCAAUCAUCAACAAGCUGAACAGCAGCAGCAGCAGCAGCAACAUUAUCCUCAAUUUGCAACGCCAAGUAGCGGUGGAGGAGACAAUAACGGAUCGGAUGCUAGCGGUCUCCAGAAUACAGCUGCUUUGCAACAGCUAAACAGGCAUAUGGCCCAAUUGGCUGGAAACGUGGCAACAUCAGUCAGUCAAAAUGAAUUGGUGAUUUCUCUUUUGGAGAGGUUGGUUUCUUUGACUGAGAAUCUUGCCAAUCCUUCUCAUCAACAAAUAAGCCAUCAGCACCAGAUACACCCUUCUUCCAACGUCUCCUCGAACGGUGAAGCGGUCACAUCACAGCACCCUUCCACCUCUUCUUUCCAUUCAACCUCACCCAAUGCUAUUCAGCACGAUCAGAAUCAAAGACAACAAAGUGACAGCAUACAGAAUAGCGGAAUGAGUCAAUUACCGCAAUCCCAAAGCUCUAGAGGACAAAUGAUACAAGAUUCCAGUUCGGCAAUAUCACGAGAGACGGAUCGAUCCGUUUCAAACGAAGAUCUUAGUAACGGACUCUCGAUUACAUUCUCACAGGCUCCAUCAGAGACAUAUUCCCGAAGGCAGAAUGAUAGCAUUUCUCGAUCCGCAGGAACGAACGGAGGCAGUGAGCAGCAUAUUUCACCGGAACAAGUACAGAUACAUUCGACGCAAAAUCAAACAGAGAAUCGGCAACGAUCUUCGAACCAGACCUUACAGGUACCGGCGCUAAACGAAAGCUUUGAUGAUCCUUUGAACUUUAUCGGGACACCUGCUUCGACAACUUUCCAUCAAGGUGAUGGACCGAGUGAAAGGGCAUAUAUCCAACAACAGACACGACAAGGAAAAGGCACUUCGAUCUCUCACUCUUCGGUAGACAAUCAGCUGAGACAAUCAAACACAGAUAGCAGUGAUUUGAGCAGUGCUGCUACCCCGCAUUCUGGACCGCCACGAUAUGAUAAUGGAGAUUCGAUAAUGAAUAUGGAAGAUCAUAUUAAUCGCAUUCCAAGUCCCGUUUUCAGUGAAUCAAUCCCUGCGGCUGAUGUUGAUGAUGAUUUCUCUUCGUUCGAUUUGAGCAUGAAUGUGAUCCCAAGAAGAGAAUCAAGGCGGGUCAGCAUGCGGGCACAGCAGCAGAGGCAAUCGUUAUCGCAGCAGUACCAAGCUCAAGCGCAGAAUCAAAUCAGACAACAGCAAGAGCAACAAAAGGCAGCGGAAAGCGAGUUGGUUCGAGAUGCUGAGCAGGUGGAGAAGGAGCUACAGCCACAGCAAUCUGAGCAGAGUCGUCCUAUACAUAACAGAUCGAGUACGAAUCAAUCUGCUUCAGCCAACGAUGAAAAUGAAGAGAAUGAACCGGCAAAUCCACGUGUUGUCCUUCGCCGUGGCCGUAAACGUAAAGCAGUUUUGCCAAGGGAAUCUUUGCGGCCAUCCCAACCAGCGGCAGAAGAAGAAGAAGCUGAUGAAACGCAAGAAGGACCGGAUGAUUUAUGGUUAGAAUGGCUUGAACCACGUUCACCUCCGCCAUCAAAGACACGCAAUGUACCGAAAGCACUUUAUCGAACGAUCAAAGAAGUUCGCCUUGAUAGAAAAGCAAAGACAAAUAGAAGUUUAGCCACGAUCGGUAGAAUCCCGUUGAAGGAAUACUUGGAAGUUGGAGGUGAUCCAGAAUAUCGUGCCGUACGAAGAAUGGCGCGAACGGUAUACAACAAUUGGCUUGAACCAAACGUUCGAUUGGCCAAACAAGCAGAAGAUCGACUUUUGGCAUGCUUUAAUCGAAUCGAAUAUGAUUUUCCAAUCUUGGCAGAUUGUGAAGGACAUUGGAAAGCACGUGAAUUGAUGUUACAAGUUAUUGAUAAUGCAAUUGAUGAAGUUGCAUUUCAUAAACGUAAAGAGGCAAGAUUGCUUGGUAAACCUGCAAAGAAGAGUGGACAAGGAAUUCCAAAGAAAGAUUCUCAAAAUGCAAAGGUUGCACGUUCCACCUCUCAAGAUCAAGAUCUGUCUCGUAGUACGAAUGGUGGGCGGGAUGAUACAAGACCAGCUGCAAGAAGGCGGGUUGAGAAUACUGUAAGGACUAGAAGGUCUUCGCAAUUGCCAGAUGAGGAGGAAGAAGACGAGGAGGAGGAUGAGGAAGAAGGGGACGAAGACGGAGAUGAAGACCAAGACGAGUCUAAUAUGUCCAACAGUGAUGCAAUUUGGAACAUGACCUCAAAUGGAGCAAUUAAUGGAGGUCGUACUUCUAACGGAUCUCAUGCUGAUUGGGAUUCAUCUCAUGAUUAUGCCCUUCUGGAUGCUGCACCUACAAGUACAGCUGAUCAAAGUGCUGAUUAUACAUAUAUUCCUACUCGAGCUUCUUAUACUCGAAGAGGUGCACAAGCUGCUUGGUGA